GUAGAAAUUCUCAUUCGUGAUUUCUUUGAAGGUUAUACGAAAGGAAGAACAUAUAUGAAUCUCUGGCCAGAGAUGCUCAAGCUAAAAGACUGGCCCCCCUCUGACAAGUUUGAAGAUCUUUUGCCCCGACAUUGUGAUGAAUUUAUCCGUUGUUUACCAUUUCAAGAGUACAGUGAUCCUCGAGCUGGAAUCCUCAACCUUGCUGCAAAGUUACCAGCUCAUGUCCUAAAGCCUGACAUGGGUCCUAAAACCUAUAUUGCAUAUGGGACUAAAGAAGAACUUGGCAGAGGGGACUCUGUAACAAAGCUUCACUGUGAUAUGUCUGAUGCGGUGAAUAUUUUGACUCAUACAGCUGAGGUUACAUUAACUGAUGAACAGCACCCUGUUAUUUCAAAAUUAAAGAAAGCACACAAGGCCCAAGAUGAGAAAGAGUGUCAUGCUCAGGUUGCUGAAUGCCAGAAGAAGUGCCAUAAAGUCAAUGGAAAGAUAUUUCCAAAUGAUGUGCCUGCUAUCUCUAAAGAAACAACAGAAACAGGUGGUGCUCUUUGGGACAUCUUUCGGAGGGAGGAUACUGAAAAGUUAGAAGCAUAUCUACGAAAACAUUCUAAAGAAUUUAGACAUACUUAUUGUUGUCCAGUUCAAAAGGUUGUCCAUCCAAUUCAUGACCAAUGUUUUUAUUUGACUUUGGAGCACAAGAAGAAGCUGAAGGAAGAAUUUGGUGUAGAACCUUGGACGUUUGAGCAGAAACUUGGAGAGGCAGUAUUUAUUCCUGCUGGAUGUCCACACCAAGUUAGGAAUCUCAAGUCAUGCACUAAAGUUGCUUCAGAUUUUGUGUCUCCUGAGAAUAUUCAUAUGUGCUUGCGAUUAAAGGAUGAAUUUCGUCGUCUUCCUAGGAAUCACAAGGCGAGGGAAGAUAAGCUAGAGAUAAAGAAGAUGAUCGUGCAUGCUGUAGAUCAAAUAGUCAAGGAAUUAGAAGCAUUGGUGGAGUGUUCUUGAGACUGGCCUAUAUGCUGCUUCCAUAGCUGCUAUGAUUUUUUUAACCUCAUAGUUUAGAUUUUUAUUCAGAUAGAAAAUUUUGUGUUGGGUAAUUUUUCA
Gastrolobium bilobum is the source of this 1095-nucleotide messenger RNA. RefSeq names its product lysine-specific demethylase JMJ26-like. NCBI's taxonomy places the organism in Eukaryota, Viridiplantae, Streptophyta, Magnoliopsida, Fabales, Fabaceae. The transcript is spliced from 6 exons. Gene Ontology annotation, biological process: regulation of transcription by RNA polymerase II. Gene Ontology annotation, molecular function: transcription coregulator activity; histone H3K9 demethylase activity; chromatin DNA binding. Gene Ontology annotation, cellular component: chromatin; histone deacetylase complex. The annotation marks the transcript as partial. The record is from RefSeq and is a predicted model, not a curated record.